AUGUCCUCCACGGCCCUGCAGCGCAGAACCAAUGUGUUUCUUCCUCGACAGCAACCCAGCGAGUCGGCGCAACCGGCCGCUGCCGCUACCAGCACCAGCACCUCCCGUCCUGGCCACGCAAACGACCUGGCCAUCGCGGUGCCCGCUGCUGCAGGAAGCAUCAUCGUCUUGAUGCUUCUCUCCUGGGCGGUAGUCGUGCUGACCAAGAGACGGCGCAGACGCGAAUUAUCGACUAGCGCAGCAGGGGCGAACGAAGCCCAGGAUGCGGCCGACCUCUCUUCUCAGCGUCGACCGAAUACGGCCGCGGGCGGCACAGCCCCGCGAGCAGAAGGCGGAUCUGUAAGAAUGUUGCUCUUCCACCUUUUUGGAGGCAGCGAUCCACGAGUGCAGGCUUCCCGAAAUACUGCCCAAGCGUCCGCGGAGACACCUGAGGAGCGGACGAGGCGUCGAGAUGAGAGGCGAGCUAUGCGCUUGAGGAGAACAGACUCUGGGCAUAGCGUCAAGACCAUACCCGUCUAUCAAGAAGAGGUUGGCGAGGGCGAGCUGGUACUGUACAAGUGAGUCCUGCCCGACAGCCGAUAGCCGAGUCGAGCUUCGGCGCCCGCCAUGUUACCGAUCACCUUUUAAUUCUGUCCCACUUUGCCAUCUUCUGAUAGAGCGCAAGGCUCGGGGUCUCAAGUGAACCUCACACCCAUGCCGACCAGGGGAUCAGCCUCCGACGCGUGGGAAAGGGGACACGAGCGCGCAGCAUCGCUUCCGCUCCUGGGUGGACAGACCUCGGCUCCUCAUUCAAGGACGAACAGCCGGCGAAGCGUCAUCGGAGAUGUCCGCGCAAGCUUGCGGCGCAGCCUGGUCGGAAGUCCCAGGCGCGACUCUGUGCGCGCCCGUCACGCCAGCUCUGGUGACGCUGAAGCCAACACAGAUUCGAAUGAGAUGGAGUCGCUAAACUUUGUCGCAGCAUCCACUUCGAUGGGCACCCUGGACGAGACCCUAUCCCUGGAUCGUAGUCCGGAAGAAGGGGAAGAGGAGCGUGAGCGAUCUGACACUGCAGAAGUACCUCUGGAUGACACACCAGAUUACACCUCGCUGUACCCUAGCGUUCACGCUGUUGCCGAAAGUCGACAGUCGCCAGUACCAGUUACGGAGUCUGCUGCACCGCGGAGAAGCGGACUACGGUCAAUCUUCGAUCCAAGGCGUCUGACACUCCACGUCACCUCUCCUGCCGGGUGCAGUCGUAGAGCAGAGGGUGUCCCAGAAGCGAAUCUUGGCGUUGCUCCGUCGCAAAAUGCCGUUUUGCCCAUGCAUCAUCGCAGGAUGGCAUCUCACGCCAGCGUCUUCUCGACGCUGACCGGUUUCACAGAUGGCAGAUCGCUGUCCCUGCAUCCCACUCAAAGCAGGAGCAGUGUAGCACCUGGCUCCGCUUCGCCUUCCGGGCACCAUCGACAUGGCUCCACUCCAUCGUCAUAUCAAUCCGCAAUCAGGAACGGUGACGUGCGACUUUCAUUCAGCCCUAGCGUGGUCAGCCUCGCGCAGCCCUCGCUGUCUGACUUGUCUGGUACAGCAGUCCCAAGAGUGCGAGGUCAAGCGAUAUCCGGGCCUGUAGAGGGAAGCGUCAUCCGCACCUCGUUCCUCAACUUUGGCACCCCUACAGGACCCGAUGGGAACAGAGCUCGACCCACCCCAGAGCAGCUGAGGUUCCUCAACUCUGUCGAAAGUCUGGGACGCUACGGAGUGCCUGUGAACGGUCCCAGUGGAGGUGAAAUCGAGGCGCCUCCGCCAGCCUGGGAGUCGCUUGGUCUGCAUGCCGAUGAUGCUCCGUCAUCCGCAAGCGCUGCGCCAAACGUCGACGACUUCGCAGCCUUGCAGUCCUGCGCUCGUGCCCCUCCACCUCUGCUCUUGUCUUCUGAGAUUGCUGUGCGCGAAGGUCAAGGACAGCGACGCGAGGAAGGCUAUGCGAUCAGUCCCAUUGGGCCCCAGCCUGCUUCGGCAGCACCAGCAGAAAGUGCUGCGCAGUCCGCUGAUGCACAAGUGGACCCACAGUCGUCUGGACCUACCGAAGAUGAGAAUCCAACGAGCAUGCCUUCGUGA
Molecule: messenger RNA, 2088 nt
Organism: Ceraceosorus bombacis
Lineage: Eukaryota; Fungi; Basidiomycota; Exobasidiomycetes; Ceraceosorales; Ceraceosoraceae
Source: the annotation of a GenBank genome assembly